Messenger RNA from Urocitellus parryii (Arctic ground squirrel), 10325 nucleotides. RefSeq names its product tau tubulin kinase 2 (gene Ttbk2). The record is from RefSeq and is a predicted model, not a curated record. Lineage: Eukaryota; Metazoa; Chordata; Mammalia; Rodentia; Sciuridae. Gene Ontology annotation, biological process: protein phosphorylation. Gene Ontology annotation, molecular function: ATP binding; protein serine/threonine kinase activity.
CGCCGCAGCGGCGAUGGGAGCGGUGGGGACGAGGCGGCGGCGGCGGCGGCAGGAGGAGGAGCAGAGGCUGGCACAAGAGCAGCGGCUGGGGGCGGCCACCAGCAGCAACAACAGCAGCAGCCGCCGCCGCCGCCGCCAGUAAAGGCGGACAGUACCCGAGGGGACUACCCGGCUGGCCGGCCGGCCCGCGAAGCCGCGCUCGGGUCCCGCCGCAGUGGGCGGCGGGGGAUGGGCAGGCGGCGGCGGUCCCGCCUGCUGAGGGUUGGCCCCUGCCGGUCCCGGGUCUGAGCUGGACCGGAGCCCUCAACCCGAAAUCCCUGCGUCCGUCACGGCCCAGGUUAAAUGGAAACCACCCUUGGGAGCUAGAUGCCUGUGUAGCUGUUCUACCACAUCAGUGUUUUGCAAUGAGUGGGGGAGGAGAGCAGCCGGAUAUCCUCAGUGUUGGAAUCCUAGUAAAAGAAAGAUGGAAAGUGUUGAGAAAAAUUGGGGGUGGGGGCUUUGGAGAAAUUUACGAUGCCUUGGACAUGCUCACCAGGGAAAAUGUUGCACUGAAAGUGGAAUCAGCUCAACAACCAAAACAAGUUCUGAAAAUGGAGGUUGCUGUUUUGAAAAAACUACAAGGGAAAGACCAUGUUUGUAGAUUUAUUGGCUGUGGGAGGAAUGACCGAUUCAACUAUGUGGUCAUGCAAUUACAGGGUCGGAAUCUGGCAGAUCUUCGCCGUAGCCAGUCCCGGGGCACAUUCACCAUUAGCACUACUCUUCGCCUGGGUAGGCAGAUUCUGGAGUCCAUUGAAAGUAUCCAUUCAGUGGGAUUCUUGCACCGAGACAUCAAACCGUCAAACUUCGCCAUGGGUCGUUUUCCUAGUACAUGUAGAAAGUGUUACAUGCUUGAUUUUGGCUUGGCUCGACAAUUUACCAAUUCCUGUGGUGACGUCAGACCACCUCGAACUGUGGCAGGCUUUCGAGGGACAGUUCGUUACGCAUCAAUCAAUGCUCAUCGGAACAGGGAAAUGGGAAGACAUGAUGACCUUUGGUCCUUAUUCUACAUGUUGGUUGAGUUUGUGGUUGGUCAGCUGCCUUGGAGGAAAAUAAAAGACAAGGAGCAAGUAGGCUCUAUCAAAGAGAGGUAUGACCAUAGGCUCAUGUUGAAACAUCUCCCUCCAGAAUUCAGCCUCUUUCUGGACCAUAUCUCAUCUUUGGAUUAUUUUACAAAACCAGACUACCAGCUUCUUACAUCCGUGUUUGAAAAUAGCAUCAAGACCUUUGGAGUAAUUGAGAGUGACCCUUUUGACUGGGAGAAAUCUGGAACUGAUGGCUCCCUAACCACCACCACCACUUCUACCACCCCUCAGUUGCACACCCGACUGACUCCUGCUGCAAUUGGAAUUGCAAAUGCCACUCCCAUCCCAGGAGACUUGCUUCGAGAAAAUACGGAUGAGGUGUUUCCAGAUGAACAGCUUAGUGAUGGGGAGAAUGGCAUUCCUGUUGGUGUGUCACCAGAUAAGUUGCCUGGAUCUUUGGGACACCCUCGUCCCCAGGAAAAGGAUGUCUGGGAAGAGAUGGAUGCCAACAAAAAUAAGAUAAAACUUGGAAUUUGUAAGGCUGCUACUGAAGAGGAGAACAGCCAUGGUCAAGCCAAUGGUAUUCUCAAUGCUCCAAGUCUUGGUUCACCAAUUCGAGUCCGCUCAGAGAUUACUCAGCCAGAUAGGGAUGUUCCAUUGGUGCGAAAAUUACGUUCCAUCCACAGCUUUGAGCUGGAAAAACGUCUGACACUGGAACCAAAGCCAGAUACUGACAAGUUUCUCGAGGCCUGCUUGGAGAAAAUGCAGAAAGACUCAAAGGAAUCUGUUCUCCCUGCUCUGCUUCAUAAGCCUUGUGUCCCUGUUGUAUCCCGUACUGACCACGUCUGGCACUAUGAUGAAGAAUAUCUUCCAGAUGCCUCCAAACCUGCCUCUGCCAAUACUCCUGAGCAGGCAGAUGGUGGUGGCAGCAAUGGAUUUAUAGCUGUUAACUUGAGCUCUUGCAAGCAGGAAGUCGAUUCCAAAGAAUGGGUGAUUGUAGACAAGGAACAAGACCUUCAAGAUUUCAGAACAAAUGAGGCUUUAGGACAUAAAACAACUGGAAGCCCUUCUGAUGAGGAGCCUGAAGUGCUUCAGGUCUUGGAGGAAUCACCUCAAGAUGAAAAGCUCCAAAUGGGCCCUUGGGCAGAAAACAAUCAUUUAAAGAAGGAAACCUCAGGUGUGGUCUUGGCGUUUUCGGCAGAGUGCCCUGCUACUGCUGUUUCAGAACAAUACACAGAUAGACUGGAACUCCCGGUUGGAGCUGCUAGUCAGUUUAUUGCAGCAACACCCACAAGUCCAAUGGAGGCACAAGCAGAAGGACCCCUUACAGCGAUUACAAUUCCUAGACCUUCUGUGGCAUCAACACAGUCAACUUCAGGAAGUUUUCACUAUGGUCAACAGCCAGAGAAAAAAGAUCUUCAGCCCAUGGAGCCCUCUGUAGAACUUUAUUCUCCAAGGGAGAACUUCUCUGGCUUGGUUGUGACAGAGGGUGAACUUCCUAGUGGAGGAAGCAGAACAGAUUUGGGGCUUCAGAUAGAUCACAUUGGUCAAGACAUGUUACCUGAUAUUAGGGAGAGUGACAAAUCUCAAGACCUGGGACCAAAAGAUCUUCCUGACUAUAAUAGACUGGUUGUAAGAGAAUUUGAGAAUCUCCCUGGGGAAACUGAAGAGAAAAGCAUUCUUCUAGGGUCAGAUAAUGAAGAUGAAAAGUUAAGUAAAGGGCAGCAAUGUAUUGACAUAUCUCUUCCAGGAGAUUUGGUAACUGUGGAAAGGGAUCAUUCUGCUACUACUGAACCUCUUGAUGUGACAAAGACACAAACUUUUAGUGUGGUGCCAAAUCAUGACAAAAAUCAUGAGAUAAUGAAGCUUUUGGCAAUUGGCACUUCAGAAAUUUCUUCAAGAGUCAUUGAUCCACAUGUUGAAGGACAGAUAGGCCUAUCUAAGAAUAAUCACAUUAAGAAGAGUGAAGACUUGCCAGGUCAUCAGGGAGACCUCUCUACUUUUUUGCACCAAGAGGGUAAGAGAGAGAAAAUUGCCCCUAGAAAUGGAGAACUAUUUCAUUGUGUUUCAGAGAAUGAACAUGGUCCCCCAACUCGGAAGGAUAUGGUUAGGUCAUCCUUUGUAACUAGACAUAGUCGAAUCCCUGUUUUAGCACAAGAGAUAGACUCAACUUUUGAAUCUUCCUCUCCAGUUUCUGCAAAAGAAAAGCUCCUCCAGAAGAAAGCUUAUCAGCCUGACCUAGUCAAACUCCUGGUGGAAAAAAGGCAAUUCAAGUCUUUCCUUGGUGACCUCUCAAGUGCCUCUGAUAAGCUAUUAGAGGAGAAACUAGCUGCUGUUCCUGUUCACUUUUCUGAGGAGGAAGUCUUCACUCCAUUUUCAAAACUGGCAGUAGAUUCUCACCUGAGUAGGUCAGCUGAAGACAGCUUUCUGUCACCCAUUAUUUCCCAGUCAAGAAAGAGUAAGAUUCCAAGGCCAGUUGCUUGGGUCAACACAGAUCAAGUCAAUAGCUCAACUUCAUCUCAGUUCUUGCCUCGACCACCACCAGGAAAGCCACCUACAAGGCCUGGAGUAGAAGCCAGGCUACGAAGAUACAGAGUUCUAGGGAGUAGUAACUCAGACUCAGACCUCUUCUCCCGGCUGGCCCAAAUUCUUCAAAAUGGAUCUCAGAAACCCCGGAGCACUACUCAGUGCAAGACCCCUGGAUCUCCUCACAAUCCAAAAACACCACCCAAGAGUCCAGUUGUCCCUCGAAGGAGUCCCAGUGCCUCUCCUCGAAGCAGCUCCUUGCCUCGCACAUCAAGUUCCUCACCAUCUAGGGCUGGGAGGCCCCAUCAUGACCAGAGGAGUUCAUCCCCACACCUGGGGAGAAGCAAGUCACCUCCCAGCCACUCAGGAUCAUCCUCUUCCAGAAGGUCCUGCCAGCAGGAACAUUGCAAACCCAGCAAGAAUGGCCCAAAAGGAUGUGGCAGUCUCUACCACCACACAGCCAGCACUAAAACCCCCCCAGGGAAGAGUAAGCCAGCCAGUAAACUCAGCAGAUAGGAGCUGGGCUGCCUGUCUGGGAAAGGUGUGAGAUCUUCCUCCUAAACCUGAUGCAUGUGUGUCUCUGUACUGUCUAUUUAAAAAAUCAGUGUUGAUCUUUUGGAAAAGAAAGUAACAUGAUCAAUUAUUUAUAAGAAGACAUAAAUGUAUAAUAAGGAUUUACCUAAAGCAAGUAGCAAGCAGAUCAGGAACAAUGCCUUUUGCAUAGGAAGGGGCAUCCAGCAAAAUCCAAGGGGCAGAAACUCAUUAAAUGAACUUUCACAACUUUUAGCUGACUUUGAAACAACAGUUGAGGGUAGAAGAUAGAAUGGAAUUUUACUUUUAAGGAAUUUCAUUUAAUUUUUAAAACCUCUACUCAAAAGAUUAUAUAGAAAAAAUGUUUGAUAUUUUCAUUCAAAUCUUCUGAACCUUGAAAUCAUUGCUCAUAUAUAUUAGAGUAUAUAUAUAUGAAGCUUAUUGCCAGGGAGCCAGUACUCUUUAUAUUUGGCUUGUGUGUUUAUCUAGUGUAUUGAGAAUGUACCCCUUUGCUUCAUUCCUAGCACCCUUCCUGGAUUUCACAUCUUUUUAAGUCGGUGUUUCCUACUGAAUCUAAUCUGUCUUCUUUUAACAAUACAUUCUAAUAGACAUUUAACAGCACAUGCUGAGAAUUUCACAAAUUUCACAAUUCCCUUUUUUUUUUUUUUUUUUUAGUGCGCUAAUAAUAUUUUUCUUUGGAGCAACAGUUCUUUAACCCAGUACAUUUUUAUUAUGAAAAAUAACUGAGAAACUUAGGUACAGGAAACAAAAAUCUGACUAAAGCUACUUACUUUACAAGCUUUAGUUUUUAGGGAUAGAGGGAAAGAGAGUGAGGUAACAUCUUUGAAGAUGGAAGGAACCCCUUUACAAUCUGUUAAGUGUUCUCCUUGUGGAAGGAAAACUCAGUGAAGUUAGUAGGCUUCCUUAGGUCUUCUAGGUACCAGCUCUUUCUAAUAUCAACCUCCAAGAUGAUAUUAGGGAAGCACAAUGCUUUGGAAUGUGACUUUAUGCAUUUAGAAAGAAAAACAAAAACAUUGGGUGUGUUAUGGAGGCUUAUAAUCUUUAAAUUUUAUAUUUUAUACAUUUAGCUAAUAAGGAAUGAAUAUUUGGGGAAAUAAGAUUAGGCUAAGUAUUUUUCUUUCAUUGUUUUAUUACCUGCUUCUGUGUUUUUUAGUUCAAUAGUUGGGCUUCUUGGCCUGAUUCCCAUGUAAUCUCAAUUUAUGAAACUAAGGAGGAUCAUAUUUGUUCUAAUCUCCUCUGCUAAUAGGAAUCAAGCAAAAUUAAAGUAUACUAGACUUUUAAUGGGCUCUUUUAUACUCUGUAGGUGUUUUGUGUUGAAAAGACCUUAUUAAGGUCAGGUAAUUUGUUCUGUUUGCUGUUGAAAUUUGCCUUCUAGCAAAUAUCUGAGUUUUCUCUUUGACCUUGUGUUUGCUGCCAAACCUAAUAGGUUGAAUUGGAAAAGAAACAAAAAAAGAAAUGUUAUCUCCCCACCAAGUGAACACAUUCUAAUGCUGCAUCAAAGUUGCCCUGAAGCUGCACUGAACCUAUCUUGUUCUCUUUAUCUGUGUUGAGCUUUUUAACAUACAAACUCAAAACACUAUAUUGAGGCAUAUAAGGUCUCCCAUAAGAAAUGUAGCAUAGUAUGGAAUCUUAAUUUCUCUCCAGUUUCAAGCACUACAGAGGAAUGCAGUAGAUAAGACAAUUUGCUGUUUAUCUAAAGCAGCUGUAAUAUUGAAAGACUGAUCUUUCUGUAUUAUAUUGUAUAAUAGUUGCUAUAACACUACUUGCAUGUCUUCAUGGUAAAUUAUAUAAAUAUUUAUAAAUAUAUAUAGACAUAUGCUUAUAAAAAGUCAUUCUUUCUCAUUCUCCAUUUGUAAUUUCAAGAUCACAGAUGGUGAAAUUUCUUUUCUAUUGUGUGCCUCAUGUACACUUGGGCCUUGUCUAACUUCAUUUUCUGAAAAUAUGUUCUUGGCAUGUGACACCUUAGAUUUUUCUUGCCUUCCCUGUGUGUAAUGCAAGGGUUGGUGGUCUUUAACAAGCCAAGAUAGCUAAUUUAAUUGUUUUUGAAAAAGAUUUUAAUAGGGGAAAAAUGACUGGGACAUGCUUGUAAUACUGUUCAAAGAUUUGUUAUGUUAAUCACAUAGUUCUGUCCUUAUCAUUAGAGUAGAUAGACUGGGAUUAUAAUCAUGGGUCUGAUUAUAAUUUGAUUUUUAAAACAUUUCCAAAUACUUGCCAUCCUGCUUUCUUUUUUUCACAUUACUUUUUUUGGGGGGAGUGAGAGUGGGAUGGGGGAUAAUUAGGAAAUUAUCUUUUAUUCUAUUGAAUUAGCUAUAAAUUAUGCUAAAAGUAGACAAAUUUAAAUACUGACCCCUCUAGUCAGAAAUGUGCUAAUAGUACCCAUUGGAAAAGCUGAUGAGGGUACAACUCUGGUAUGUGGGUCUGUGUUAUUGUUGGCAUUUCUAUGCUGGCAGUCAAAAAUGAUGGUGAUGGCAACAUGAUAACAGGAUGUUUUCUUUUUUUCUUGGUUCCUUCUGUUUUUCUACCAAUCUUUACACUGGGUUGCUUCUUUAUUUCUAUGUGGCAUUAACAAACUCAUCAAGAUUCAGAGAUAACAGCCUUAUUGGGUAAGAAUAUUUAACUUUGCAUGUAGAAGAGUUAACCAAAGAUGUUUCUGCUCUGAUACUUUCAAAAGAAAUAGACUAAUCUUAUGUUCUAAUAGGUCCAUUUUUACAUACUAUCCUUAUAUAAAGAGAUUUACUUAACGGUUUUUAAAAGCAUAGUUUGUACUUUUAGAUGUUAGAUGUAUCUUAGGCUAAAAAUAGAAGUUGACAGCCCUGAGCAAGCACUUUUAGCACAAGAAUUUUUGUUUUUAUUUUAUUUUAAAGUAUUAUACAAAGAACAAUGUUUUUGUUUGGUUUUGGGGGUUUUUCCCCCUUUAUUUUGGGGUUUUUAAGUGGUGGCAUAUUUCAGAUUACAGUUACAGAUCAUCCAAGUUAUUUUAUUUUAUUCCAAGUAAUUUUAAACCAGUUUGGCCAUUAACUAAAAAGUCAAACCAAACUGUAUUAAAAGUAUUAUUGGGCAGAAGUUUGAAUUACCUUUUGAAAAUCAAGUACCUCCUGGUUUCUCCUAUCACAACAGAAUGGCUGGUUACCUAGCCACAUUUUUGACCUUGCCUUCCCUUGUCUAGUCUCUGGGAUUACUUGGGUGGAAUAGAAGAUAGGAAUAGCACCAGCCCAAUGCCUUCAGGUAGUAUUCUUUCUCAGUUAUGCUGCCAGAUCUCCAGGGUCUAUGAAUUAGUUAAAAUCAGCUUAAAGACAUUUAACUUUAAUGGAUAGUGAACAAAGAAGGAAAACUGGAUAUCAAAUUUAACAUUAUAGACAUAAAUUAUAAGUCAACUUUGACUAUUAGGCCUUCAGCAGGCAGACACUCUCAUUCUCAAUUCUGGUACACAAGCUGGCCUUGCUGACAGUGGCACAGAUACAUUUAUUGCUUUUUAAGUUGCAUGUUUUGGAGUGGAUGUCUUUAAUAAUAGUUGCCAAGUUAAUCAAGUCCUAAAUAAGUAGCAAAAUGGUAAUUGAGACCCAAUAUUAUUUGCUUUAGCAAUACUAAGCCACUGCUUACUGACUCAGUGUUCUAGAUGUGCAGUAUCUCUUGUCUGAUUCCUAGCUGCUAUGGGAACUUGAGGUUCCUUGGUAAACACCUGAGACUCCUUCCAGACUACAGAUUCCUAGAGCUAAUGUUUUAUAGUUGCAUCCGCUUUGCAAGGGAAAAGUUGUACAUUGGUGCAUGUUUUACAAACCCAAACUCAGAUAGUUAAAACCAUAGUUUUUCUGUACCCAGUAGCUUUGAAUUAAAAACAGAUGCCUUUUUCCCAAAAGCAGACAGUUUUAUGUUCCUAACCUAACAUUAGGAAUUGGUGAAAGGAGAAACUGGAUCCAGAAUUCAGAAUUUUAGCAACUUUGGGAAAAAAAAUGCAUCUUACUUUGGCUGUUUGAAAAUAUAUUUAUUUGUAGAUAAUCUAGAUUUAGUCUUGGAGGUCAAAAUUUUUCAUAUUUUAAGAAUUUAUUUCAUUCCUUUAAAUCUUAUCAAAACAUGGUAUGUCUUAGAGAAUCCCUCUGUCAUGUCAUGUUCAUGUGUUUUGGAAUUGUUGGCAUUCACUCUUAAAAUCUUCCCAUUUCUGUUUUUGUGCAUUUUACCACCCAUAUUUUUGGACUUUGCUUAUGGGGAGAGAUGGUUUAGCAUCUGUUAUUAAGAAGAUAGAAGGGUUGACAUCAACUGCACUGUUUAACUUUGUUGAGUUUAGUUCUACAGAUAGUAUAUUAGCAAAAUAGCUACUUGUCUAUGAUUUGACACAAAGUAUUAUAGGAUUAGGGCAUGUAAUUACUAUGGUUUUCCCUCUAUGUCAGUAUAUACCCCAAUUCAGUAACCACUGAUGCUGGUUUAGACUCUUAGAGAAGGAGUUCCAGCCCUCAGACCAUGUGGGAGAUGUAUAGUGCCUGGCAAACCAGGUGGUUGUCAGGACAAUCCCGCUUCUCCUCUGCCCUCACCAAAAGCAAAACAAAAAACCCUUGAGUGUGUACUUUGUGGAUGUGUCAUAUUAUUGGAUAUUUUCUAUAUUUUGGCAAUUUCUUGCAGUCAUGAGAAAUUGCGGAGUCACUGGAGCCUUCAGAAUUUGUUGCCAGCAUUGCUAUAUAACAGGAGUUAUAUAGGGGGAAUUCCCAAGACAUUGGACAAGGAUUCCUAUCCACUUAGAGGAGAAUCUGGAUGCUACACACCUUAAUCUUUGGCUUAUCAAGACAUUUGGUUGUGAUUGUCUACUUCUACUUUAAAAAUAUGUAAGCUUGAUGUUUUAUUUAUUUUCCUUGAGCAAAUUUAGAUCAGAAAAUUAAUGUGAAAAGAUCAGGAUCACUUUAGGUUCCAUAUAAUCUCAAAACACUAAAUAACAACAAAGUAACAUUUUUCAGUAACAAUUUGAAUAUUUCCUUAUACUUAGCAGGCAUGUAACAGAGGUGAAGCCCUUCCUUUCAUUGCCCUGUGUAACUUAACAGGUUACUGCCUCCUCUUUACUUGGAAGUAACAGUGUGGGCAUAGUGUGUACACUGGUAAUGCUAACUAUGUGUUCCAGACCUUGGGCCAAGGGUUCUGGGUUGAGAACAGGAUAUGUGAGGCCCGCUUUGAGCCCCUGGCACUAUAGAUUUGCUGAUGACAUACUUUUACACUAAAAACAGGAAAUUUACCUCCUUUUAGUAGUUUAAUGUUGUUUCAUAUUUUGUAUGUAAAUGUUCACUCACCUAUUUAAAAACAUUGAGUAAAUCAAGUUUUUAUAUAGACUACCCUUCCCAUAUGAUGCUUUUUUCCUCUUAUAUAAUUUAAAUCUCUAAAAAAUUAAUUCAUAGCACUUCACUGGACUCUGUCUGGGUGUUCUUCAUUCACCUACAAGAGGUAACAAGGCAAACAGAGCUUGGCUGUGAUUUAUUUGUGGGGGUUUCCCAGAAAAGGGAAAGCUUUGAGACUUUCCAAAACAAUUUUCAACUAUGCACAACAUAGUGAAAUUAGUUCGCUCAAGUAAAAUGCUUUGAGCCAGAUAAAGGAAUAUAGUGCUGGGCCACUUAGGGAUUUGAAAUUGGGUGGACUGAGGAAAGAGAACAGGUCAGAUGACCCAGGCUUGAACCUUUUUCACUUUUCCCUGAUGCAGUUCCUAAAGCUCCUCUGAUUUCCUAAAAUAGCACCUAUUUUAUUUGGCCAUUUACUUACAAGUUCCCAGCUUUUAGGAAAGGGGAGGGGGCAUCCAGUUUUGAAUUAGAUAUACAUCUUGAAAGUUAUGAGCUAUUGGCAGCUAUUAAAUCAGAUUUAACCACAAAUCAGAAUUCUCUCUUUAAACAAAACCAGUGAGUUAAAAUAGAUGACAAAUAAUUCCACUUUCCUAUACCUCUCUUCUCUUCAUGGGAUCAGAGAUGAGAAAUAUCUCCAAAGGUACUGCAUAGUCCCAUUCCCCUCCAAGCAGAUCCCUUUAUGCAUUUUUGCUCAGGCAACCAAGGACAGAGUAUUGGCAGAAACAUGGAGUGCUUUUGUAUAGGCCAUCUGUACAUAAAAAAUGUAAUUUAUUUAAUUUUAUCAUUUGUAUCAUAUUAAAGCUUUGUACAGUGUUUUAAGUUCUGUUUUAAAAUUAUUUUGUAUUUUAUUUUUAUAAUCUAGUAAUAAAAUAUU